UAGCCAAAAUGUUCAAAUUGGUGGUGUUGUCUGCUAUCCUGGCUGUUGCCGUCGCUGCCCCAUCCGGAGUGUCCCACUAUGCUGCCCCCAUCCUCACCAAGGCCGUCCACUACGCCGAGCCUCUGCACGCCACCGUGGUGAAGCCCGAGCUUGAGCGCCGCACGUACGUCGAGGUUGAGCCCCAGGUGCACGUUGUCGACACCCCAGUGGUGAAGAAGGUCGCCGAUGUGGUCGAGAGCAUCCCCACUGCCGUGUCCCACCAGAGCUCCACCAUCGUCCACAACAAGGAGCACUACGUCCGCCCCGUGCUCGCCCACGGAUACGAGAAGACCAUCGUCGAGGGCUCCCCCAUCGUGAAGACCUACCACGAGGACACCCCCGUGCUCAAGACCUACACCGCUCCCAUCGGCUACGCUCACCACUACGAGCCCCACGCCUACGCCUACGCUGCCCACGGUUACACCGCUCCCUACGCCCACACCUACGCCGCCCCCUACCUCCGCUACGGAUGGUAA
This is a messenger RNA of Phlebotomus argentipes, 515 nucleotides long. RefSeq names its product larval/pupal cuticle protein H1C-like. The record is from RefSeq and is a predicted model, not a curated record. The transcript is spliced from 2 exons. The coding region runs from base 9 to 515 and encodes 168 amino acids. NCBI's taxonomy places the organism in Eukaryota, Metazoa, Arthropoda, Insecta, Diptera, Psychodidae.